AGGUUCAAUCAUUUCUCGAAAUUCACAGAAUGCCCGCAUUCAUUAGAUUCUUAUCUUGAGGGCAAUAAAAUGCAUCGUUUCAAGGCACGCGAUAAGCUUGCUCGACUCAGUGCACGCUAUAUAAGAGUCCCAGUGACUGAUGCUAUUCCUCUGCAGUGCAACGUAGGCUUGUGUUGAAAGGUGCUGAGGUUGUUUGUUCAUUGCCUGGCUAAGAGGUGUGUGAUGCCAGCUGUCUGUGACGCGUUCGCAUAGAUGACCAGCCUGCUUUUGUUUCUUCGUUUUAAAAGGAACUUUAAUGACCGAUUUACGAGCGUCUCUACAGCGUGAUAUUGCUUGAUCAUUGUGCCGGCUUCCUCUGGCAAACGCGCGGAACCAAAUCCCCAUUUGGACUGCCAAACUCAACAACCUCGGAGCACCGCGAGAUUGCGGCGCGAUUGAUCGAAUUCUGGGACUUGAUUGAUUAUAUGAAGCUUUUAAUGCUCAUCUACAUGAACUAAUUACAGAAACCACGCGAAUGCGAUGGAUCAAAAUCUAUCUACGAAAAUAUAUCUACAAACUCCUCGAAGUCGGCCCAGCCUAGCGGUUGAGUAAAUUUUGUCUCUCCAUUGAACAAAAUGGAUCAAAUUAAACUAUUUACAUGUAAUCCGUAAAUUUAAUCUGCCACAAUCCAAAAAUGCAGCGAAUAAGCAACUAUUCAAUGUCCGAGGCAUAUACUGUAUACGCUGGACCCAACUACAGCCUUGACAGCUACGAAAGCUUGAACAGUACAUUCUUGAACAGUGCAAUAACAGCUCUGAAUGCUGCGAUAGAGAACAGUACAUGCGGAGCACAAAGCUCUGGAUACAAUUUAUCAUUCAUGAAUUACACGAAUCCGACUCCCAAGGACUUCUUACCCCUAAAACUUACACUCACCAGCAUCAUAUUCAGCACCGCUACCAUCGGCAACAGCCUGGUCAUAUUUUUGAUAUGGCUAAACCCAAGCUUUCAUUCGGCCAUAAACUGUUAUUUGCUGAAUCUGGCUGUGGCUGACCUGCUUAUCACCUUCACGUGCAUAUGGACACACACGAUUGUGGACGUAAAAGAAUCUUAUCCUUUUGGACGCUGGGUCUGUGAAUCGGCAUCAGUAAUCCAAGCGACGUGUGUACUGGGCUCCGUGCUGACGAUGGCGGUAGUGUCUCUGGAGCGCGUACACGCCGUGCUGCUGCCUCUGCGUGCCCGACGCGUACCCCGCCAGCAUCUCCUGACAGUGAUGUGCUUGUGGCUCAUCGCUGCCGCGGGAGCAUCGCCUUUCUUUGCUCUCAAGACUUACCAGGAAGACUUGUUUGCGAACUACGUCGACCACCAGUGCCGAUAUACCCAACCUCCCGGGGUCGUUAUCAACAACACCUGCGUACGGCCUCGUCACAACUUCGUCCAUUACUACCACAUUACAUUCUCGACGCUGCUCUUCUUCUUGCCGGUGACGGUGAUGACUCUCGGCUACUCCCGCAUCGUCGCCAAGCUUUGGAGCAUCAGAGUCGUCGGCGAGCAGUCGGCCUGCUCCAACAGGGCUCAGAACUCCGCUCGCAAAAAAGUGGUGGCUUUAUCAUGCACUUUAUUGUUGGUCUUCACCCUGUGCUGGGGACCUUUGCAAGUCCUUGUAAUUUUCUCCCUCAUGAACGACAUGAACGAAGAAGCUAACGCCGAACUUCAAUUCUGGUUGACGUUUCUUGGCUACAGUAACUCUGCUCUUAAUCCUAUCAUCUACGUUUGGUUCAGCAGCAGCUUCAGGCACGAGCUGCUCUCUAUGAUAAGAAAAGGCUUCAGACAAAGAAGCUGGGGCAGUUACGCCUCCAGCUCGCUGACACAAGCUACCCGCACAUCGUCGGGUGCCAGCAGCAACAGUGCACCGCGGCCGCGCGUGGCAGCCAAACCGUCCCGCGAGGAUCCACUACAACUGAAGCCUGUGCCUGCAGCCGAGUGGUCCAGGAACAGCUGGAGGGACAAGAAUAUCCUAAGCGGACGCAACUCAGUCCCAACAGCAAAUGGUUUAAACAACCCUGAGCUCUGCAUCAUUGCCGUUCAUAUGCUCGCUGAGAAAACAUCCUCGUCUCCUACCAGUGUUGUGUAGAGAGUAGCAGGCGCAUGAACAUGGAGUGAUGUGAAGACAAAGCACUUCAAGACAAGAGAAAUGAGCGAUUUCACUUUUCUCUUUCGAUUGUUGCUAUCUUACUCCGUUCUUUGUCUGGGAAUUCGAUGUUAAGGUGAUCGAUAUAGCUAAUAGGAAUAGUAAAUAUCAUAACAACAAUGUUCAAUAAAUGUAUUGCAUAAAACUCAACAAAAUAUGGAGAAUUUAAGUAAAGUCUUGUUUUUACAUUCACUUUUAAACUGUAAACAAUAAUCCUUCUCAAUUGCAACUCAUCUUGCUCUACUGUGUGAGUGAUACGCAAUUAAUGACGGUAUGUGUCGCUUGAUCGAAAAUUUUUUCAUGUUUUAAUUCAUCCGCUCUAUGUAUGAGCAAUUUUUUAUUAUUUCAAGAUUGAGCAUUAACUCAAAUAACUUGGCUUCUACAUUUUAUUUGAGUACAAAGAAACGUUGAGUGUAAAACAAGAGGUACACAGUUUUCACAUCGUGUUCAAAAUCUGUAUGUUUGAGAGUGUUCCAAGAACUGCCCAUUGAUGACAUUUUUCAUAGAAUGACGCAAAUGACUUUUCAUUCUAAAAGUUUACAGAACAUGAUUGAACACCAUACCUUUGCCGCGGAAUGCGAAAUGAAAUAGGAUGUUGCAUCAACCAAUUCCUUAAUUAAAAAACAAAGAAUUAUUUUUUUAUAAA
Messenger RNA from Hyalella azteca, 2813 nucleotides. RefSeq names its product RYamide receptor. Gene Ontology annotation, molecular function: G protein-coupled receptor activity. Gene Ontology annotation, cellular component: membrane. Gene Ontology annotation, biological process: G protein-coupled receptor signaling pathway. Bases 674 to 2110 code for a protein of 478 amino acids. Lineage: Eukaryota; Metazoa; Arthropoda; Malacostraca; Amphipoda; Hyalellidae. The record is from RefSeq and is a predicted model, not a curated record. The transcript has 7 exons.